AUGGCGUCCCUGGCUGGAGGGCUGGACCCUGGGCCGGGCGGGCGGGGUGCGGGCAGGCCCCUCGGCCUCUUGCUCGCCGGCGCCCCCUGGUGCUCGUGUCGCUCCGCAGGCUCCCGGACCUCCGUGCUCUUGGCCUUCGCCCUGCUCUGCCAGCCCUGGCCUCCCCAGGCGGGCGCCUUCCCCGCCAUGCCCUUGUCCAGCCUCUUUGCCAACGCCGUGCUGCGGGCCCAGCACCUGCACCAGCUGGCUGCUGACACCUACAAGGAGUUUGAGCGCACUUACAUUCCGGAGGGCCAGAGGUACUCCCUCCAGAACGCCCAGGCCGCCUUCUGCUUCUCGGAGACCAUCCCAGCACCCACCGGGAAAGAGGAGGCCCAGCAGAGAUCCGACGUGGAGCUGCUGCGCUUCUCGCUGCUGCUCAUCCAGUCCUGGCUCGGACCCGUGCAGUUCCUCAGCAGGGUCUUCACCAACAGCCUGGUGUUCGGCACCUCCGACCGCGUCUACGAGAAGCUCAAGGACCUAGAGGAAGGCAUCCAGGCCCUGAUGCAGGAGCUGGAGGAGGGCAGCCCCCGUGCCGGGCAGAUCCUCAAGCAGACCUACGACAGGUUCGAGACAAACUUGCGCAGCGAGGACGCGCUGCUCAAGAACUAUGGGCUCCUGUCCUGCUUUAAGAAGGACCUGCACAAGGCGGAGACCUACCUGCGGGUCAUGAAGUGUCGUCGCUUCGUGGAGAGCAGCUGUGCCUUCUAG
Echinops telfairi (small Madagascar hedgehog) is the source of this 750-nucleotide messenger RNA. RefSeq names its product somatotropin. Gene Ontology annotation, molecular function: growth hormone receptor binding; hormone activity. Gene Ontology annotation, biological process: positive regulation of tyrosine phosphorylation of STAT protein; response to nutrient levels; positive regulation of receptor signaling pathway via JAK-STAT. Bases 1 to 750 code for a protein of 249 amino acids. The transcript is spliced from 5 exons. Lineage: Eukaryota; Metazoa; Chordata; Mammalia; Afrosoricida; Tenrecidae. The record is from RefSeq and is a predicted model, not a curated record. Gene Ontology annotation, cellular component: extracellular region.